This is a messenger RNA of Alligator mississippiensis (American alligator), 4662 nucleotides long. RefSeq names its product zinc finger protein 135-like. Gene Ontology annotation, molecular function: DNA-binding transcription repressor activity, RNA polymerase II-specific. The transcript has 7 exons. The record is from RefSeq and is a predicted model, not a curated record. Gene Ontology annotation, biological process: negative regulation of transcription by RNA polymerase II. The coding region runs from base 81 to 3452 and encodes 1123 amino acids. NCBI's taxonomy places the organism in Eukaryota, Metazoa, Chordata, Crocodylia, Alligatoridae.
CGGCCCGGGGCGCUGCUGGGACGGGCCAGGGCUGGGCUGGGGGCUGCAGCGGCGCCCCUGCCCACGUGUCGGGCAGCAGGAUGACCUGGGGGCUGCCCUUGGGGGGAGUGGGGACAUCAGGGCUGGGCAGUGGCAGGGUGACGGUCCCGUGUCCCCAUCGGCUGGUACGAGCUGUGCUGUCUCCUGUCCCGCAGGUGCCCCGCGCCGAGCCGACGCAGAGCAGGAGCCCAGGCCCCCAGCUGGGGUGGGCCGUCCUGGGGCAGGGAAUGGCGGCUGUGCCGGAGCCGGUGGCAGCCGUGCACCUUCCCUGCACAGCCCCGGGGCAGCCCGAGGGGAUGCUGGAGGAGCAGGACCUGAGAGGUCUCCAGGCAGGAAAAAUCCCUCGUGUCCCCCAGGCUGGGAUCACAGGGGCGUCCCUGAGGUGCUCGGCACUGCAGCAAGCCAAGCAGCAGCUGCAGGAGGAGCCGGUGCAGUGCCGGGGGAUCCAGGAGCAGGAGGUGAAGCAGGCCGUGCAGCCCCCGUCCGAGGCGGAGUCGGACUUGGCGACCCCCCCGCUGGCACCGGGGCACGACCUCCCCGCCCCGCACGCCUGGCGCCAGCGCUUCCGGGGCCUCCGCUACCGGGAAGGCGCGGGGCCGCGGGAGGUGUGCGGCCGGCUGCGGGAGCUGGCCCAGCGCUGGCUGGAGCCCCAGCGCCGCAGCAAGGAGCAGAUGCUGGAGCUGGUGGUGCUGGAGCAGUUCCUGGCCAUCCUGCCCCGGGAGACGCGGAGCUGGGAGUGGGGGCGCGGCGUGGAGACCUGCGCCCAGGCCGUGGCCCUGGCCGAGGGGGUUCAGCUGGGGCAGGAGGAGGACGAGACGCUCCAGGUCACAGUGAGUGUGGAGGUUGAGGAGGUGAGAUCAGAUAAGGUGCAGCCCCCUGGGGCACCGCAGCAGCCUGGUGAUUCCUGGCUGGAGCAGCCACAGGCCCACCAUGUGGACAGGCCUCUGGAGGAGGCAGGACAAAGGGAGAGCUUAGGGCCUCAGGACCAGCUCCCUUAUGUCCCCAGAAAGGAACCCUGGCCCAACCCAAAGUCAGAUUCACCUGAGAGAGGGGAGACCUGGGAGCUGUCAGCAGUUGGAAGCUCUUUGGGCUUGGGUCCCAGACAAGGCCCUUUCCCCGGAGCAGGUCCUCUGAGCAGAGAUGAGCAGCAGCUUCCUGAGGAAGUGCCUACAAACCUGGACCUGCAGAGAACUUCCCCAAGGAGACUGGGGGGGAGGGUGUCCCUGACUCCUGAACUGGGGCAAGGCAGGCCUGCAAAGCAGAGGGAGAGCAUGCAGCUCCCGGAGGCCUUUGAGGACGUGGCCGUGUAUUUGACGCAGGUGGAGUGGGAGCUGUUAGAAGAUGAAGACAAGGGGCUUUACCGGAACCAGAUGCUGAGGAACUACCAAGCCCUUGUUUCCCUGGGAUAUCGAGGUCCCACACCUGACUUAAUCUGCCGCAUCCAGCGAGGAGAGGUGGAACUCUGGGUUUGUGAUGAUGAUGGUGGGGAACUCAGAAGGUCUGAGGACCUACCACCAGGAAGCACUUGGCUGCUGAGUGGAGCUGAGGAGCAGGUUCCUGAAGAAGAACCUGCAAACCUGGAGCCGCCCCAGGCUCCUGCAGGGAGUUUGGACAAGGUGGACUCCAUGACACCCAAGGAGUACCAAUGGCACGAGAGUCAGGGUAGGUCCCAAAAGGAGGAGAAGAAUGUAGCAGUGAACCAAGUGUCAUCUGCACUUGAGCAUGAGAGUGGAAAAGGGACAAAAGCUAGAAUCAGUCCUAGGUGCAUGGAAGAAUUUGUGGAGCUGAAGAACCAUGAGGCAGAACUGCAGUGGAGAGAGACCUUGUAUCCAAGCCAACCCUGUAUCCAGUUGAUACAAGGGAAGCAGGAGCUUGGCGCCAAGCCCAGGGGGAGAACCCAGCCCUUCUCUGAGUUCAGGAAAAGCUUUAGCUGCCCCUCACUCUUGGCUCUGCAUGAGAUAAAGCAUGCUGGGGAAAAGUCCCACAUUUGCACCAAGUGCGGAAAGAACUUCACCUGCCUUACAACCCUAGCUGCUCACUGCAAGAUCCAUUCUGGAGCGAUCCCUCACCGUUUCACCAAAUGUGAGACAAACUUUGUGUGCCCCUUGGGUCUGGGCAAGCACCGACAUGUGCAGAGGGGUAAGUGUCAGUACUGCUGUAUCCCAUGUGGUAAGACCAUCACCCAUUUCUUUUCCCUGACUGAGCACCAGAAUAUCUGCCUGGGUAGGAAGAUGCGCUGUUGCACCAAAUGCAGGAAGAACUUGGUCUGCCGGCAAGGCUUGUCCCAGGACCAGUGUGUGCAGAGUGGGGAGCAGCCACACCACUGCACAAAGUGUGGGAAGAGCUUCAGGCAUUCCUCCAGCCUGGCCAGGCACAGGUGUAUGCACACAAAAAAGAAGCCACAUCAGUGCUCUGAGUGUGGGAAAAGCUUUACCCACCCUUCCUUGCUGGCCCGGCACCAGCUCACUCACACAGGGGAGAGACCACAUCAGUGCUCAGUGUGUGGGAAGAGAUUCACUCAGUCUUCCCACCUAGUCAUACACCAGUGCAUCCACACAGGGGGCAAGCUGCAUCAGUGCUCUGAGUGUGGGAAGACAUUCACCCAGUCCUCUAGCCUAGCUAAGCACCAGUGCAUCCACACAGGGGGAAAACCACAUCAGUGUUCUGAGUGUGGGAAGGGCUUUAACCACCCCUCCUUGCUGGCCCGGCACCAGCGUAUCCACACAGGGGAGAGACCACAUCAGUGCUCAGUGUGUGGGAGGAGAUUCACUCAGUCUUCCCACCUAGUCACACACCAACGCAUCCACACAGGGGGCAAGCUGCAUCAGUGCUCUGAGUGUAGGAAGACAUUCACCCAGUCCUCUAGCCUAGCUAAGCACCAGUGCAUCCACACAGGGGGGAAACCACAUCAGUGUUCUGAGUGUGGGAAGAGCUUUACCCACCCUUCCUUGCUGGCCCGGCACCAGCGUAUCCACACAGGGGAGAGACCACAUCAGUGCUCUGUGUGUGGAAAGAGAUUCACUCAAUACUGUAACCUGGCCCAGCACUGGCGCAUCCACACUGGGGAGAAGCCACAUCAAUGCUCUGAGUGCGGGAAGAGAUUCACUCAGUCUUCCCACCUAGUCACGCACCAGCGCAUCCACACAGGGGAGAAGCCACAUUCAUGCCUUGAGUGUGGGAAGAGAUUCGCUGACUUUUCCAGCCUGGCCAAACACCAGCGCAUCCACACAGGGGAGAAGCCAUAUCAGUGCUCUGAGUGUGGGAAGAGCUUCACCCAAUCUUCCCACCUAGUUAAGCACCAACACAGCCACGCAGGAGAGAAGCCACAUCAGUGCUUUGAGUCUGCAAAGAACUUUACCCGCUGCUCCAGCCUGGGCAAGCACCAACGCCACUAUGCUGAAGAAGCCACAUGAGUGCCCUGAGUAUAGGAAGAGCUUCACCUAAAGCAAUGCAGGGAGGAUUUGGGGAUUCCUAGCUGCCCAGGACCUGCCAGUGGCUGCAUUCAGGCAAACAACCUCUUGCUGUUGGAGUUCAGCUAGAGUUGAUGUAGCCUUUGCCUUUGUAGGGCACUGAAGGACCCAGAGGCUAGGCCCCAAUGUUUGGAGGGAGGGACUAAGAGGAAUCGCCUGGGGCAGAAGCCAGACCAGAAGCUGGGGGAACGUGUGAGGAGAUGAUCUUUGUAUCAGACUUGGAGUCUGUGCCUUUUCCAUCAUUAUCCAAAAGGAGCCAGUGCUCCUGGGGAAGAAGUGCCUUUCCAGUAGGGUUCUCUCCUCCGGACAGCUGGCUCCAAAUGCACCUGGGACUGUCCUUGUCCGCCUUCUAGCAUUAUCAUCCCUCCUGGUCCCAGGGUCCUGGUAUGUGAGUCUGUUGAGAUGCAGGAAGGAGGAUGUUUGUGGCUGGGGAAGCAUUCCCUGCCCUCCACCCAGAUCCCACCUUUCCUCCCCACCACAUCACCUCUCUCCCGGGCCCGCUUAUAUCCAUCGAGGCCUGCAAGGUUCUGCUACUGCCAACCCUAGACCUUGAUAUGUUUUGCUUCUCAGCCUCUCCAGAGCUCAGCAUCACUGUAUGCCUCCUGCUGCUGUGUGCUUCUGCCCUUCACUGCACUCCCUGUUAUGCAGUUUCUGCCCAGAAAACCUAAGUACUGAACAUGAUAUGCCUGUGGUUGGGCUCUAUGCCCUCUCCAGAGCUGUGAGAUGGAAACUGGGGCCAAGAACUCUUUCCAGGGCAGAUUUAUCUGAGGCUUCCCAGCCCCUUCCCUUUGAGGAUUUGCCACAGUCCCAGAGCUGUUGGAAACCCUUGGGUGAAGGAGUUGGUCACACGCCCAUGAACAGGUGUGCAGCAAGGACUCUGCCUUUUUGAAGGAACCUCUGGUCAGGAGGGAAUAGAGUCCUUUUUCUGGGGAAAAUAGGAGAACGGGUGGAGGAAGUGCAGCCUGUGUCAGGUCCUGCCUCGUGUGGAAGGGUGGGGGAAAUAUGAUCUCCAGUGGGUGAAAUGCAGCAUGUAAUCUCUGGAUAAUGUUAUCUGAUCGGUUGUAUCCCAGUAGGCCGUGUCUCAUACAGAAAAAAAACUUGUUUCAUUUCUCUUACACUUCUCCCAAUAAAAUAAAAGCCACCAGAGACAUCA